This is a messenger RNA of Eurypyga helias (sunbittern), 1455 nucleotides long. RefSeq names its product cytoplasmic FMR1-interacting protein 1-like. Gene Ontology annotation, cellular component: synapse; SCAR complex; neuron projection. Gene Ontology annotation, molecular function: small GTPase binding; RNA 7-methylguanosine cap binding. The coding region runs from base 1 to 1092 and encodes 363 amino acids. The transcript has 9 exons. Gene Ontology annotation, biological process: cell morphogenesis; axon guidance; regulation of translation. The record is from RefSeq and is a predicted model, not a curated record. NCBI's taxonomy places the organism in Eukaryota, Metazoa, Chordata, Aves, Eurypygiformes, Eurypygidae.
AUGAGGGCGUUGAAUCUGGCAUAUUCCAGCAUCUACAGCAACUACAGGAAUUUUGUUGGUCCCCCUCACUUUAAAGUCAUCUGUAGACUUCUUGGGUAUCAGGGCAUUGCUGUCGUGAUGGAAGAGUUGCUGAAAGUUGUCAAGAGCCUGUUGCAAGGGACGAUUCUUCAGUAUGUCAAGACCCUAAUGGAAGUGAUGCCCAAGAUCUGCAGGUUACCAAGACACGAGUAUGGUUCUCCAGGUAUCUUGGAGUUUUUUCACCACCAGCUGAAGGACAUCGUCGAGUAUGCAGAACUGAAGACCGUCUGCUUCCAGAAUUUGCGGGAAGUGGGAAAUGCUGUCCUGUUUUGCCUCCUCAUCGAACAGAGUCUGUCCCUAGAGGAGGUGUGUGACCUGUUGCAUGCGGCGCCGUUCCAGAAUAUCCUGCCCCGAGUUCACGUCAAAGAGGGUGAAAGACUCGACGCUAAAAUGAAGAGACUAGAAUCAAAAUAUGCUCCCUUACAUUUGGUUCCUCUCAUUGAAAGACUAGGAACACCCCAGCAAAUAGCAAUCGCAAGGGAAGGCGACUUGCUGACCAAGGAACGCCUCUGCUGCGGCCUGUCCAUGUUUGAGGUUAUCCUGACGAGGAUCCGCUCCUUCCUGGAUGAUCCCAUCUGGCGUGGGCCCCUGCCCAGCAACGGGGUGAUGCACGUGGACGAGUGUGUGGAAUUCCACCGCCUCUGGAGCGCGAUGCAGUUUGUCUACUGCAUCCCUGUGGGAACGCACGAGUUCACUGUGGAACAGUGCUUCGGCGACGGCUUGCACUGGGCUGGCUGCAUGAUCAUCGUCCUUUUGGGCCAGCAGCGUCGCUUUGACGUGUUGGAUUUCUGCUACCACCUGCUGAAAGUCCAAAAGCACGACGGCAAAGACGAGGUUAUAAAGAACGUGCCUUUGAAGAAAAUGGUCGAGCGAAUUCGCAAGUUCCAGAUUCUGAAUGAUGAAAUAAUUGCUAUUUUGGACAAGUAUUUGAAGUCUGGCGAUGGAGAGAGCACACCCGUGGAACACGUGCGCUGCUUCCAGCCACCUAUUCAUCAGUCCCUUGCCAGCAACUAGACCGCCCACCCGAGGAUACUUUUUGCACCUGUUUAGGGGAAACGUAUGAAAACGGAAAACGAAAAAAACCCCACCCAAACCACACCAACACUUUUAAGGAACACGCUGAUCUGCAUUUUUCAGUAUGUCUGUGCCGCUCCAGGGGUGCACUGUCCUCUUCAGUCUCCAAGCACAGUAACUGUAUACAAUCUAAACUUAUUUUUCUAGACUAAAAUUUUAUAUACUUUGAUUAAAAACCUGUGACUGUAAAAGAUUUUUUUUUUUUAAAUCUCUUUGCAUUCCUAUACUGAGGUGGCCGUUUUGGACUGGACUGGUAUAAUUUUGCCCCAGGCUAUCAACAUAAUAGCUCUGGGGGGUAAAAAA